GAUAAAAUCGAGACCGGGCAAUUUGAGCUUGUUUACGUUGUCAAUUUGACGUUAAAUACUUGACGUGUCGAUUGAUAAGAAAUUCUUUACGUGUGAUAAUCACAAUCAUUGUGUUGCUAACUAUGCUAAAAGCAGUAAUUUUAAUAGGGGGUCCUCAAAAAGGCACCCGGUUUCGUCCACUCUCUCUGGAUAUUCCAAAGCCUUUAUUCCCUGUAGCAGGUUUACCAGUAAUUCAACAUCAUAUUGAAGCAUGCGUGGCUCUAGAGGAAGUGAAGGAAAUCCUAAUUGUGGGGUUCUAUCAGGUUGUGCAGAUACAACCAUUUGUAAAUGAAAUGCAACAAAAGUACAACAUUACAAUUAAAUAUCUGCAAGAAUUCACUGCCUUAGGUACUGCUGGGGGAUUGUACCAUUUUAGGGACCAAAUACGAUGUGGCAAUCCAGAUGCAUUUUUUGUUAUGAAUGGAGAUGUUUGUGCUGAAUUUCCAUUGAGAAAAUUAUACAAUUUUCACAAGGAACAUUCGAAUAAAGCAUUGGUGUCCAUAAUGGGUACUGAAGCAACAAGGCAACAAUCUCUACAUUAUGGUUGUAUGGUGUUAAACAAGCAGACAAAUGAAGUUACACAUUAUGUUGAAAAGCCAAGUUCUUAUGUGUCCACACUGAUCAAUUGUGGAAUUUAUGUGUUUUCAUUGGAUAUAUUCCACAAUAUUGGAGAAGUUUUCAACAACAAACAGCUUGAUUAUUACAAGUGCAAUAGUAAUGGUAAUGGAAACAAGGAAGCUGGACAUAUCCAGUUGGAACAAGAGAUUUUAGCUCCAUUGGCUGGAACCGGAAAGAUUUUUGCUCUUCAAGUGAACAGCUGGUGGUCACAGUUAAAAACUGCAGGAUCUGCCAUUUAUGCAAACAGACAUUACUUAGAGCUGUACCGACAAAAAUAUCCGGAAAGACUUGCGGCCGCACAAGGAACAGGAGAUCCACCAAAGUAUGACUGUACCAUUCAACCUGACGUGCACAUCGAUCCGACCGCGGUUAUACAUCCUACAGCUGUGUUGGGUCCAAACGUGAGCAUCGGCGCUUCCGUGACGGUGGGUUCGGGAGUGCGCAUUCGCGAAAGCAUAGUGUUGUCCGGCGCCACCAUCGAAGAGCAUAGUCUGGUGUUACACAGCAUCAUCGGCAGGGGCUCGCACGUCGGACGUUGGGCUCGCGUAGAGGGCACCCCUUCAGAUCCCGAUCCCAACAAACCGUUUGCGAAAAUGGAGAAUCCACCAUUGUUCAACAGCGAUGGAAGACUGAACCCCUCUAUCACUAUUCUUGGUUGCUCUGUGAGUGUCCCCUCUGAGACAAUCCUUUUAAAUUCCAUUGUACUGCCCAAUAAGGAACUGUCCCGAAGCAUAAAGAACGAAAUCAUACUCUAAUAUAUUGAAUAUAUAGCACAAUUUUAUAUAUUUUUAUGUGAUUUAUUUAAACACUUCUUAUUUAUGCUCAAUUACAUAAUAAAAAUGUUAGUGUUAAUUAGUUCAAUAUUAUAUCCUAUAUUAGUAUUAUGUAAUUGUCUGUUAAAUAAGAACAAAAGCUGAUUUUAUAUUAUAAUGUUGUAAAUAAAAAUUUUAAAGUUU
This is a messenger RNA of Aethina tumida (small hive beetle), 1613 nucleotides long. RefSeq names its product mannose-1-phosphate guanyltransferase alpha-A (gene Gmppa). Gene Ontology annotation, biological process: biosynthetic process. Gene Ontology annotation, cellular component: cytoplasm. The record is from RefSeq and is a predicted model, not a curated record. The coding region runs from base 123 to 1412 and encodes 429 amino acids. The transcript has 7 exons. NCBI's taxonomy places the organism in Eukaryota, Metazoa, Arthropoda, Insecta, Coleoptera, Nitidulidae. Gene Ontology annotation, molecular function: transferase activity.